Messenger RNA from Phytophthora nicotianae INRA-310, 162 nucleotides. RefSeq lists its product as hypothetical. The transcript has a single exon. Lineage: Eukaryota; Oomycota; Peronosporomycetes; Peronosporales; Peronosporaceae. The coding region runs from base 1 to 162 and encodes 53 amino acids. The record is from RefSeq and is a predicted model, not a curated record.
AUGAAGACGUGCGCCAGUAGCGCUGUGUCAAAUGGCCACGGCCCAGCACAUGAUAACGACACGUUGUCCGCAAUUGCUGGUACCGCAAUGGAAGAAAUCGCGUCUGGGCGGUUCCUGUUCUGGGCUUCAAGAAAGCUGGCAGAGAAGCAAAUGUGGGGUUAG